Mustela erminea (ermine) is the source of this 4669-nucleotide messenger RNA. RefSeq names its product transmembrane protein 132B (gene TMEM132B). The record is from RefSeq and is a predicted model, not a curated record. Bases 345 to 3599 code for a protein of 1084 amino acids. Lineage: Eukaryota; Metazoa; Chordata; Mammalia; Carnivora; Mustelidae. The transcript is spliced from 9 exons.
UGGGACGGGCGCUGGGGGCGCAGGAGCCGCGGCGGCGGCGGCGGCGGGGCCCGCGCAACUCGGGCCAAGUGCGGGGCCGCCGGCGCGGGCGCGGGGCGCUGAGCCCCCCCCCCGGCCCCCAGCUCCCGGGCCGCGCACGGCCGAGCCCCGGAGAGCGCGCAGGGGCGAGCGGAGGAAGCGCCGCCAGCGCCGGCCGCCUGCGUCUGGGGAAGAGCGGCGCCCUGGGGGCGAGCCAUGCCCGGCGCCCGAGCGUAGCCGCCGGGGGCUGCCCCCCGGGAGCCGCGGGCCGGGUCGGGCGCGCGACAGGAGCAGCCCCGCGCCGCGCCCACCGCGCGCCGAGGACCAUGCCGCCCCCGGGCCGGGCGCCGCCGCUCGGGCUCCUGCUGGCGCUGACUGCGCUCCGGUGCCCAGAGACGGAGAGCCGAGGGACCGUGGAUAGUCUGCAGAGGUUUUCCUCACUCCCCGCCUAUCUGCCCACAAGCUUCCACAUCGCCGACGCGGAGGAGGCCUUCUUCCUUAAGGAAGCCAACCAGGACGUCACGAGGAACUCCAGUCUGCAGGCGCGGGUGGAGUCAUUCUUCAUCUACCGGGCCAGGACCCCCCCGACCAUCAAUGCCAGCUAUGGCCCAUUUUCAGCGGAGAAGGCAAUCCCCCAGGAGCUCUUGUUGACUUCCCCAGCCUUUGGAAAUGUGGAGAAGUUUCCCUUCAACUGGAAGCUGAAAUCCCACAUCCUGGACAGCUCCAUCUACUCCAACAGACCCAAAGUGCAGACCUUGUUUUACAUCACCGGGAUGGACUGGGACGACAGUGACCCCGAGGAGAAUCUACCGUGUGUCAAGAUGUUUGCCUUCCCCGAGGCCAGGGAAGUGGCGGCCAGCUGUCGGCUGCAAGGGGACCCGGGGCUGUGUGUGGCUGAGCUGGAGCUGCUGCCUGAGUGGUUCAGCUCUGGGCUGGACCUGGAGCCCGAGGAGGAGAUCCCGGCCAUCCUGGGGGGCACCGCGAUGGAGCUCUUCUUCACGCUCUACCCGGCUGACCAGGCUGGCCAGUGUCCACUGGAGGAGGAGGGCAAAUGGGAGAACAACAUCCACUCCGGCCAGGACAGCCCCCAGCAGGUGCCUCCAGCCCGGGAGAGGAUUGGGAGUGUGGUGGUCUACCCAACUCAAGACGAUCUGAAGUGGUCCCUGGUGAACCUGGAUGAGAACGUUGUCAUCUCAGUACCCCUGAACCUCAUCCGGGAAGGGGACACGGCCACCUUUUUGGUCUCUCUGACCAGCAGCUCUGUGGCAGACCACUUCACUCUUAGAAUUAAGGCCGCAGCGGGGGUGAAGAUAUCGGCUGUACGAGUCAGCAGCGACCAGCAGUGGGCCGUCCAGGAGGAGAUAGACAGCAGCAGCGAGCAGACGACCGCCGCCCUCACCUGCGUGGGCCACCACCCGGACACGCAGAACAGGGCAAAUGGCACCUUCUAUGAGAUCCUGCAAGUGGACUUUGGGAUUGACAACAGCAGCGGCCUGGCCGGGGCGCAGCCCAUCACCUGGCAGGUAGAGUACCCGGUGGAGGACGCCAUGAGCGAGCUGGCCGUCUCCGAGAUCUUCGUCAGCCCGACAUCCUUUGUGGGCAUCGUCCCUCUCGCAAUGGACACGGAGGUGCUGAACACGGCCGUCCUCACCGGGAAGGCUGUCUCGGUUCCCGUCAAGGUCGUGGGCAUUCAGGAGGACGGCUCCGUGGUGGAUGUGCUGGAGGCUGUGGAGUGCAGGUCUGCGGAUGAAGACGUCGUGAAGGUCUCCAACCACUGCGACUCCAUUUUUGUGAACGGGAAAGAAAUGAAGAGCAAAGUGGACACGACCGUGAACUUCACACACCAGCACUUUACCUCCCAACUCGAGGUCACCGUCUGGGCGCCCAGACUCCCCCUGCAGAUUGAGAUCUCAGACACGGAGCUGAGCCAGAUCAAGGGCUGGAGGAUCCCCGUGGCCUCCAACAGGAGGCCCACCCGGGAGAGCGAGGACGAGGAGGACGACGAGAAGAGAGGCAAGGGGUGCUCCCUGCAGUACCAGCACGCCACCGUGCGCGUCCUCACCCAGUUCGUGGCCGAGGCGCCCGACGUGGGCCAGCUGAGCUACAUGCUGGGCCCCGACUGGCAGCUGGACAUCACCGACCUCGUGGCCGAGUUCAUGAAGGUGGAGGAGCCCAGGAUCGCGCAGCUCCAGGGCGGCAGGACCCUGGUGGGCCGGGAGCCGGGCAUAACCACCGUGCAGGUGCUCUCGCCGCUGUCCGACUCCAUCCUGGCGGAGAAGACGGUGAUCGUGCUGGAUGACCGCGUCACCAUCGCAGACCUGGGUGUGCAGCUGGUGGCCGGCUUGUCCCUUGCCCUUCAGCCUCACAGAGCAGACAAAAGAGCCAUCGUCUCAGCGGUGUCGGCCCAGGACGUUCUCCAGGCCCCGCAGCAGGAAGCAAUAGUCAGUUCUUGGAUUUUGUUCAGUGAUGGUUCGGUGACACCCUUAGACAUUUAUGACCCCAAGGAUUUUUCAGUUACUGUGUCAUCAUUGGAUGAAAUGGUGGUGUCUGUCCAGGCAAACCUUCAGUCCAGAUGGCCGGUGGUGGUCGCACAGGGUGAAGGGCAAGGGCCCUUGAUUAAACUAGAAAUGAUGAUUAGUGAGCCCUGUCAGAAGACCAAGAGGAAGAGCGUUCUUGCCGUGGGUAAAGGAAAUGUCAAGGUCAGAUUUCAACCAAAUAUUGAUGAGCACCAAGGAGGCACCAACGACAUUGAGGGCAUCAGUCGGGAAUACAAAGACCACCUCAGUAAUUCCAUAGACCGUGAAGGGAACCAGGAGAGAGCAGGUCAGGAGUGGUUCCAACAUGGCGCCUCUGUUGGCCACGAGGAACGUAGCAACAAAAGCACAACCCCAUGGUCUCCCCAGGAAGGAAAGGAUAAGAAGUCACUCAAGAGUGGUGGCGCAGAUGCCUUCACAAGCUUCCCCACUCAAGGGAAAUUACCGGAACCCAAUAAUCCCAGUGACCUGACAGUGACCUCAAGGGGGUUGACUGACUUGGAGAUCGGCAUGUACGCUCUGCUCUGUGUCUUCUGCCUGGCCAUUUUGGUCUUCUUGAUCAACUGUGUGGCAUUUGCUUGGAAAUACAGACACAAAAGAUUCGCCGUGAGCGAGCAAGGCAACAUCCCCCAUUCCCAUGACUGGGUCUGGCUUGGGAACGAGGUGGAACUUCUGGAGAACCCCGUGGACAUCACCCUCCCGUCGGAGGAGUGCACGACCAUGAUAGACAGGGGCCUGCAGUUCGAGGAGAGGAACUUCCUUCUCAACGGCGGUUCCCAGAAGACCUUCCACAGCCAACUGCUCAGGCCCUCUGACUAUGUCUAUGAGAAGGACCUGAAAAGUGAGCCUCUGAAUCCAUCGGGCCCAAAGCGGAAGCGAGUCAAGUUUACGUCCUACACCACCAUCCUCCCGGAGGACGGCGGCCCGUACACCAACUCCAUCCUGUUUGACAGUGAGGACAACAUCAAGUGGGUGUGUCAGGACACGGGGCUGGGGGGCCCCCGGGACCUCAGAGACUACAUGGAAAGGCUGCAGGACCCCAUGUGAGCUCCUUUCUUACGUUUGUAUUCACCUCUAUGCCUUCUGUUUUUGGAACGGUGGAGCAGUGAGUUUGUUCAGCAAUAGGGGGUGAUUUAACAAAGCUUCGUUUGGGGCGGUCUGGGGGGAGGGGAUCCCUUUCUGAGCAGGUGUCAGAGGCCCGGAGAGUAACAGCAGCCGGGUUGUAAGCCGGGAAAUGUCUCGAAAGCAGCCACCUGUAGCUCCUGGAGAAAUUCUGAGGCGACAGUCGUACCUGCUACCUGCUCCUAGCUCAGCUGAAACACACUAAACCUGGCCCCACAGACAUUGUUAGUCAUCUCGCGACAAACGGCCGCGUGGGAUUCGAAAAGGCUCGGGUGUUGAUUUUUCUACUCCUAGAACUUUUAAAGCACAGUGGACACUCCUUGCCCUUGGCCUGAGACUGGACGUUCGUGAAAGAUGCUGAAUGUAGCCGUCCUUAUUUGUAACAAGGCUGCUCAUUAUUUUUAUACACAUUUGCACCUGCACCUGGUUCCUUUGGCCUCUGGAAUUCUUUUUGAAACAUGAAGAAAAGCAAUCAUGGUCUCCUCUCUCGGAGACGUUUGAUUUUCACAUGAGUUUUAGUCGCUGACGUUCGCCGCAUCUGGGUCGAACGUCAGGUGCUCUCCGUUGCCCACUUCCUUACUGAAGGGGCGAUGUCUGGGAAGCUUAUCCUCACGCUCUUCUCCCUUGUCUUCGCUGUGGAACGUCCUCGUAUAUCGGACUGGGACACGGGAUUUUACAUAAAAUAUUAAUAUAGUGCGAGGGAGGGCCAUCUUUACAGUUUUCUAUACGACGCUUACAGACUUGGGUGACCACUUGUCAACCGCAUUUGUUUUUAUCUUCUGCUUGUGGGACAUUCGUGGGGGACUCCUGGAGUGCAUUUCUGAGGGCAGAAAGACCCUGAGAGGCGUAUUUAUACUGGUGCUUUCCGGUCAACACAAUUUGUUAUCCAAGCUGAAAUCAAAAUUUUAAAUUACUAUGACACAGAAAGGAAAUGGUGUAGGAAUCAAUGUUCAGGUUACACUUCUGUUUUACCAGAGCAAAAAAAGAAAAAAAAA